Molecule: messenger RNA, 943 nt
Organism: Gossypium raimondii (Peruvian cotton)
Lineage: Eukaryota; Viridiplantae; Streptophyta; Magnoliopsida; Malvales; Malvaceae
Product: amine oxidase [copper-containing] gamma 2
Exons: 3
Coding region: 309-692 (127 amino acids)
Biological process (GO): amine metabolic process
Molecular function (GO): quinone binding; primary methylamine oxidase activity; copper ion binding
Source: RefSeq, a predicted model, not a curated record
AACGAUAUUGAUAUCAAUCGAUUUAAAAUUCAAUCGAGAAUACUUGUUGAUAAUAUAUUAUAUCGAUCGCAUUACAAUUUCGUUGCUUAUUUCUGCAAAAGUUAAAAGCUUACAAAAUAAGAUAUUUGGAUAAUACUUUCCAGCCACCUUGUUUGAACAAUUCGUUUGUUAAUGUUAAUCUUGUUAAGGAACGGAGUUUACCAGGGGAAUCCCCUAGGAAGAGCUACUUGAAAGCUAAGAGAAAAAUAGCUAAGACUGAAAAAGAUGCACAAAUUAAGCUUAAAUUGUAUGAUCCCUCAGAGUUUCAUAUGAUUAAUCCUUCUAAAAGGUCUAGGCUAGGAAAUCCAACAGGAUACAAGAUUGUUCCUGGAGGAACUGCAGCUAGUUUGCUUGAUCAUGAUGAUCCUCCACAAUUAAGAAGCGCCUUCACCAACAACCAGAUAUGGGUGACUCCUUAUAACAAGAGUGAACAAUGGGCCGGUGGGCUUCUAACUUAUCAAAGUAGGGGAGAUGACACUCUUGCUGUGUGGUCUGAAAGGGAUCGUUCUAUUGAAAAUAAGGAUAUCGUGUUGUGGUACACCUUGGGGUUCCAUCACAUUCCAUGCCAAGAAGAUUUCCCUGUAAUGCCAACAGUGACAUCAGGGUUUGAGCUAAAGCCUGUCAAUUUCUUCGAAAGCAACCAAAUUCUUUGAGCUGCCCCAGCUUUUGAGAAAGAUUUACCUGUUUGUAGGCCAAGUGCUUCCCCUUGAAGUCUUGAUUAGCACUUGAAAGCUCCUCUUACCAUAAGAUCCCAGUCCAUGCCUGCAAUAGAAUAUAUCUUACAAUUUAUCUACCUUUGAGAAAAAAAAGAUCAUAUUAUUAUCACAAUCAAAUGUAUUUUAGUAAUGUAUUGUUGAUUGUAAAUUCCAAAAAAUCAUUUUAGCAGUCUAAGGGGUUUAGGGAA